Messenger RNA from Diospyros lotus (date-plum), 2314 nucleotides. Its product is annotated as cysteine-rich receptor-like protein kinase 25. The transcript is spliced from 8 exons. Gene Ontology annotation, molecular function: protein kinase activity; ATP binding. The coding region runs from base 102 to 2186 and encodes 694 amino acids. Gene Ontology annotation, biological process: protein phosphorylation. The record is from RefSeq and is a predicted model, not a curated record. NCBI's taxonomy places the organism in Eukaryota, Viridiplantae, Streptophyta, Magnoliopsida, Ericales, Ebenaceae.
GAAUGACGCGUAAACCGUCAACUUGUGGAAGAAUCUGACCCUGUCCAUGAUUGUCAAGUCCUAGAUCAGCAACCUCAUCUCCCUUAAUAAUUCGGGUCAUCAUGUUCCAGGAUUCAACCUCUGCAAUUAUGGCGAUUUCAACUUUGUUCAUCGUCCUCAUCUCUUCCAUCCUUUUGAUCAUUAUUCCCUUCAACACUGCUCAGGUGUCUUUCGGCGCAGACAACAGCACCUUCGCCCAAAACUGCCGCCAAAUACUCUCUUCUCUCGCCUCCAACGUCUCGGCCAACGGCGGAUUUUACUUCAACACCCUCGGGAAGGACAACGCCACCGUCUACGCUCUCGGACUCUGCCGCGGAGACCUUCCAACUGACCAAUGCUUCAACUGCAUCGACACCCCGAGCCGAAACAUCAUCAAGAAUUACGUUAACAAGACGGAAGAUGUCGGUUGGGGAGACCCUGAUCGCUGCAUUGUGAGGUAUUCCGACAAGUCGUUUUUCAGGGAAAUGGCUGAACGGCCGGCGUUUUGCGUGACUUAUAGAGACAACAUCGCCGACGACGUCGUCGACGAGUUUGAGCGGGCCUUGGAUGAUUUGGUUAACAGCCUUGUGAUCAAGGCUUCGAAGGGUUUUUCCAAGCUCAAGUUUGCGACGGGGAAGACGAACUUCACGGUGUAUGAUGAUAAUAUCUAUGGUCUUACGCAGUGUACGCCGGAUUUGUCGUCGGCCGACUGCGAGAGAUGUUUAAGAGGAGCUGUAGUGGACUACCAAGGAUGCAAUAGGAGGACGAAAGCAAUGACUGUUCUUAGACCCAGCUGUAUUUUUCAGUAUGAUUUGAAUCAGUUCUAUGAAUCUACAGCUUAUGAUAUUUCCCUGGCGCCGCCCCCUGCGGUUUCUUCUGCUCCGGUCCCGCCUCCUCAUCAAACGCCACCGCCGCCAGGGAAGGGCAAGAAAAACAGUACAAACACAUUGCGGAUUGCUAUCAUCGUUGUUGUUCUAAGUAUCUGUUUGACACUUACCACCCUCGCUUGUGGCUUUUUCUAUAUGAGAAAAAAAGAAUCUACAAUCAACAUUGCAGGAAGGGGCCCGCGAUCUGGUUCACCGGAAACCAUGGCUUGGUUAAGAGCUGCUACAAAAUUGUUCAGCCAGUCGAGACAGGGCAGUGUGAAUCAUGCUGGUGGGGAUGAUUCUGAAAAUGUGGAUUCGUUGCAAUACGACUUCCACUCGAUAAGGGUGGCAACAAAUGACUUCUCCAACGCCAACAAACUUGGAGAGGGUGGAUUUGGUCCUGUGUACAAGGCAAGGCUAGCAAAUGGACAGGAAGUAGCUGUUAAACGACUGGCCAAUCAUUCUGAACAAGGCGAAGCACAAUUCAAGAAUGAAAUUGUUCUAAUGGCCAAGCUCCAACACAAGAAUUUAGUCAGGCUCCUCGGCUUCUGCCUGCACAACAAAGAGAGGCUUCUCAUCUACGAGCUGCUGCCCAAUGCUAGUCUUGAUCGCUUCAUUUUUGAUCCAAUCAAGCGGCUGUUACUAAGUUGGGAAACACGUCACAAGAUCAUAGUUGGCAUUGCACGCGGAAUUCUCUAUUUUCACCAAGACUCUCAGCUCAAUAUUAUCCACCAUGAUCUCAAAGCUGGUAAUGUUUUGCUAGAUAGUGAGAUGAACGCCAAAAUCUCAGAUUUUGGCAUGGCAAGGCUGUUUGUUGCUGAGAUAAGCAAAGGCAAUACUAAAAGAAUUGCUGGGACCUUGGGCUACAUGCCUCCGGAGUACGCAAAAUACGGUCAAUUCUCCGUUAAGACUGAUGUUUUUAGUUUCGGUGUCAUAAUCCUUGAGAUCAUCACUGGCAUGAAGAACGAGGAUUGCAGCAGCCCGGAGUCCGCCGAGCAUCUCAUAAGCUAUGCAUGGAAAAAAUGGAAAGAGGGGAAAGCCUCAAUGCUGAUUGAUGGAACAAUAAGAGGGGGCUCAAAGGCAGAUAUGCUUAGGUGCAUCCACAUUGGGCUGCUCUGCGUGCAAGAGAAUGCGGCCAGGAGACCAGUAAUGGCUUCGGUUGUUCUCAUGCUCAAUAGCUUCAGCACCAACCUGCCGAUGACUACAAGGCCUGCGUUUCUCAUGGAAGCUGGCCAUUUGCAUGACCAAUCUCAACUGCCCUCCAUUAAUGAAGUUUCAAUUUCACAGCCAGGCCCUCGAUAGUAGUUGACAUUUCUAACUCCAAGGCUUAUCCUUUUUUUUUCUUUCCAAGCAUGUAUAUCGAUCCAUUACUAGCAUUUGAAUUUGCUUUUGUUUUUUUGAGUAUAUAUACCAUUACUUUAAACUCUAAA